Oikopleura dioica is the source of this 330-nucleotide messenger RNA. The record is from the annotation of a GenBank genome assembly. NCBI's taxonomy places the organism in Eukaryota, Metazoa, Chordata, Appendicularia, Copelata, Oikopleuridae.
AUGUCCGAGUUUGGCGUCUCUAUGAUGCCUGUUGAACCACCACCAGAUGAUUUAUGCGCACUUGGUCCAGCGCCAAGCGUCAUGAAUAUCGAUUCUAUUGAUGCUGUGUCUAACUAUGACUUUGACCCCAAUGAAGCUCCUGUUAAUCUUCUUCAAGUACCAAGUGUUCUUGAUCUCGAGAGACUUGAUAAUCUAAAUGAACCGCUUGGCACAGCUCCGUCAAUUCUUAAUAUUGACACCAUUUCUGUUUAUUCCCACGAUGAGGUUCAGGCGAAUAACUCUGAACUGACUGAUUUAACGGAGGUUUUUAUGGUCGAGUUCCAAGUGUGA